AUGGACGACCCCCAUGUAAAAACUUGUGAAGAAAUUUUAGAGGAUUUUAACGUUGAUAUAAACAGAGGUUUAACGGAAAAGCAGGUUAAAGAUAAUGAAAAAAAAUUUGGGAAGAACGAGCUUCCUCAGGAAGAACCAACUCCCUUACUGGAACUCAUUUUAGAACAAUUUAAAGAUCAACUCGUUAUAAUUCUUCUAAUUUCUGCUGCGAUAUCUUUUAUACUGGCUUUAGUUGAAGACUCUGAAGAACAGGGUACUGCAUUCGUAGAACCAAUUGUGAUUCUCCUAAUUUUAAUUGCCAAUGCUACUGUAGGAGUUAUACAAGAAACUAAUGCUGAGAAAGCUAUUGAGGCUUUGAAAGAAUAUUCACCUGAUGAAGCAAAAGUUUUACGUGAUGGACAUUUAAGCAAACUUCAUGCUUCGGAACUUGUACCAGGUGACAUUAUUGAUGUCGCUGUAGGUGACAAAGUUCCGGCUGAUUGUCGAGUAUUAAAGAUUUAUUCAUCUGCUUUAAGAGUCGAUCAGGCUAUUUUUACUGGUGAAAGUGUUAGUGUUAAUAAAGAUACUAAUCCAGUUAAAGACCGGCAGGCUGUGAAGCAAGACCAAACAAAUAUUCUAUUUACGGGAACCACUAUAGUACUUGGAAAGGCACGUGCCGUUAUUGUUAAAACUGGUGCAAACACGGCUAUUGGUGAUAUUCAUGAAAAUAUUGCUAGUCAAAUAUCUGCUAAAACGCCUCUAAAAAUUAAAUUAGAUGAAUUUGCUGUUGCCGCUAUUCCCGAAGGUUUGGCCGUAGUUAUCACAACAUGUUUAGCUCUUGGUACAAAAAAAAUGGCCAAGAAAAAUGCAAUUGUUCGAUCUCUUCCAUCUGUUGAGACUCUGGGUUGUACGAGUGUCAUAUGUUCUGAUAAAACUGGUACUCUCACUACAAAUCGUAUGAGCGUUUCUAGGUUACUUGUCAUAACAACCGAGCAUGCUGAUGUCCAGGAGUAUCAUAUUGAUGGUUCUAAUUACUCACCACACGGAAAAAUCCUUACGGCUGAUGGCGAAAAUGUCAAUUUUCUUCCUGAAAAUAGUCCUUGUAUUAACGAUCUAGCAAAAAUAUGUGCUCUUUGUAAUGACUCCCGAAUUGCAUAUGAUGAAACUACUGAAUCUUAUCAUAAUGUCGGUGAACCAACCGAAGCUGCUUUAAAGGUCCUCGUCGAAAAACUUGGAACCGAUAGUAAUUCAUUUAAUAGUACUUUAAGCUCUUGUUCUUCAAAAGCACGUGCUACUGCUUGUAAUGAUUACUAUGAAAAUAGAUUCCAUCGUUUGGCCACUCUCGAAUUUUCUCGUGAUCGUAAAUCCAUGUCAGUCAUUGUUCAAAAUAUGAAUACCAAAUCAACCUCAUUACUUGUCAAGGGUGCUCCUGAAUCAAUAUUAAACAGAUGUACUUCUAUCCAAUUAUAUUCCUCAUCCACUCCUAUUCCGCUUACUCCUGUUAUGCGAGAAAAAUUAUUUGAGAAACUCUUAGAAUAUGGUCAUAAAGGUUUACGAGUUCUUGCUAUGGCCAAAAUCGAAAAUUGUCCAACCAAUUGGGAUCUUCGUGACCCUUCAAAUUUUAUUAAGUUUGAAAAGGAUAUGAUUUUUAUGGGUUUAGUAGGCAUGCUUGACCCACCACGUCCUGAAGUUCUUGAUGCUAUUAAAAAAUGUAAGACGGCUGGAAUAAGAGUUAUUGUUAUAACUGGUGACAAUCAAAACACUGCUGAAGCUAUUUGCAGAUCAAUUGGUAUUUUUGGUGAACAUGAAGAUUUAACUGGAAAAUCUUAUACUGGUAGACAAUUCGAUGAUCUUUCAAAUGAUGAAAAAGCUGAAAUUUUAAAGAGUGCUAGUUUAUUCUCAAGAACUGAACCAUCACAUAAAAGUCAACUUGUUGAUAUACUACAAAAAAAUGGUGAAAUAGUGGCAAUGACAGGUGAUGGUGUCAAUGAUGCACCAGCUUUAAAGAAAGCUGAUAUCGGUAUUGCAAUGGGUUCUGGUACUGAUGUUGCUAAAUUGGCUGCUGAUAUGGUUCUUGCGGAUGAUAAUUUUGCUAGUAUCGAAGGCGCUGUUGAAGAAGGGCGAUCAAUAUAUAAUAACACAAAACAAUUCAUUCGGUAUUUAAUUAGUUCAAAUAUUGGAGAAGUUGUAAGUAUUUUCCUUACAGUUCUUCUUGGUAUGCCAGAAGCUCUUAUUCCCGUCCAACUCUUGUGGGUAAAUCUUGUAACUGAUGGUCUUCCUGCAACUGCCCUUGGUUUCAAUCCUGCGGAUCAUGAAAUUAUGCGCCGUCCUCCUCGAAAUCCUCGAGAACCUUUUGUUGGAAAAUGGCUAUUUUUCCGCUAUAUGGUUGUUGGUACUUAUGUUGGUGCUGCUACUGUGUUCGCAUAUGCUUGGUGGUUCAUGUUCUAUUCAGAAGGUCCUCAGAUUUCUUUUGAACAAUUGACAAACUUUCACAAAUGCAGUGAUCUAUUCCCAGAGAUUGGCUGUGAAAUGUUUACAAACAUUAUGGCUAGUCGUGCUACCACAAUGUCGCUUUCAGUGCUUGUCACUAUUGAAAUGUUUAAUGCUACAAAUUCUUUGAGCGAGAACGAAAGUUUACUCACACUACCCGUAUGGAGUAAUCUUUACCUUGUUCUUUCAAUCUUCCUUUCAAUGGCCUUACAUUUCAUGAUAUUAUAUGUGCCAUUCUUUUCGAAACUUUUCGAAAUUGUACCCCUAAACACGACGGAAUGGGCUGCCGUGAUACUAAUGUCGUUCCCUGUUAUCAUAAUCGAUGAGGUACUAAAAUUCGUCAGUCGGAACUUUGUUGCCCCACCAACAAAACUCAAGAUUGAGUAA
Molecule: messenger RNA, 2856 nt
Organism: Racocetra persica
Lineage: Eukaryota; Fungi; Glomeromycota; Glomeromycetes; Diversisporales; Gigasporaceae
Source: the annotation of a GenBank genome assembly